Molecule: messenger RNA, 1515 nt
Organism: Danaus chrysippus (African queen)
Lineage: Eukaryota; Metazoa; Arthropoda; Insecta; Lepidoptera; Nymphalidae
Source: the annotation of a GenBank genome assembly
AUGAAUGUUUUUAUUAAGUCUGUUUUUCUUGUUUUACACUCUUUCUAUGUAACAUCAACCAUUGCUGGCAUUUCACCUGUUCAUGAUUUCACUAACAGAAUAAAUUUAAGAAGUAAGGGUGAUCGUUUGCUGCUAACUUCACCUCAUAAAGUUAUUAAGCAUCUGGACAACAGCAUCCUAAAAGCUACUAGAAAUGUGACUCAAAAUCCAGAAAUGGAAGAAAAUCUUUAUCAAAUAUCCAAAGAUUUAGUUUCAGCAAUUCUAUCUAAGCUUGAGAUACAGGAUAAAAUUACUAGAAUAACUAGGGAAGCCCUCGAUGCUCCUGGAAAAACUAAAGGUGUCACCGCCAUAGAAACAAGACGAAUACUAGAUUACAUAUCGAGAACAUUAUCCGGGCAUAUUCUUACAAUAACUAGGGCAUCUACUGAAUCUGAGCUACACAGGUUGGUAUUUGGCUUAGCACAAAUAGCAGCAGAGGUAUCAAUUGUGUCCGCUUUAAAAGACAUAACAUAUGCAACAGCAUUAUCAAAGAAACAAUCAGUUGAUUUAUCUUUACGUAAAAAGCGGUCUAUCCCAAUAAAAGAUGAGAAAAUUGAAACAACGCCUCCACCAUUCAGUCAUCAUUUCACAACAGUUUUUGGUCCCAUUUUGAAUAGCUUAUUCGGAUCUACUACACAAUCACCUAUAGUCCAUAAAGAAACUAGAAAAAUGUCUCCAUACUCAAUAAUUGCGACCAAUGAAAGAAAUCCCGUAAGAAUAUUAUCUACUAAGAAAAAGGACUCGCCGCUUCCCACAAAAGGAUUUUUAAAUCAAACAAUUCUUGAUAGUGAAAAUUAUGAAAGGAAAAUUAAUGAGAGCGAAGCAAUAGUUCUUAAAAAUAAAUUAAACGGAACAGAGUUCGUAACAGUUGAUGGACAUACUUUAGAUACAAAAGAGUCAAACGUGCCAAGUCUUGUGGAUGAUUGGAUAGAUCCUAGAGAAAAUAUUUACGCCCUGAAUCCCGAUGUUGUUGCAGAAAUGGAAAUAGAACAACCUGAUAUAGAAGACGAUGGAAUUAACGAAAAGAAAAUAAAACAAAAGUUAGAACGGAUGGAGAUGAAAGCUAAAAAGGCUAUUUUGUAUGCUGGAGACGUGGCUUAUUUAACCGCAGCUAGCGUUGUAGCUAUGAGGCGUGCUCUAACAGCGUCUAUAGAAGUUAAUAUGUCAGUGAAAUAUGCGAAGAAUGGUAUGUCAAACCACCAAGAUUUAAUGAUGAAUCUAGCAAAAACAGCUGCACAGCAAGCUGGGAAAGAGGCAAAGAGUGCAACAUCAAAAUCGUUAGCAUGUGAGCGUGUCAUUAAAUUGGCUUUAAAAUACACUGCGCAGUCUAAAGGAGCUGUUCUUAACCAUGUCGCCAAUCGAGUUGUUAUGGACACAUUGUCCCUUGCAACUCUAGCUAAAUCUAUGGCAUUUGUGUCUUCAGAUAUAGCUAUCAAUUCUUUAUACCAAGCUACAGAUGUUAAACCACCUGCUUAA